AUGUUCUCCACCUUCCAGGGCUUUUCUGAACCCUCGAGCUCGGGGACACUCAAAGAGUCAAAGCCUACGCGAGGUCUGCAUGCAUGCGGUAACUGCAAGCGGCGAAAGAUACGCUGCGACGGCCGAAAGCCUUGUAACCAAUGCGAGUCGAGGGAUUUACAGGCAAGAUGCGUUUACACCCAGCAGAUUCAGCGUGUUGUGCCUUCAAAGAGAACAGUAGAGACUUUGUCCAAAAGUCUUAAAGAACGCGAUGCUAUCUUGCUCCGGCUUUUCCCCAAUCAUAGUAUUCCGCACUUGGCCUUGCUAUCAGACCAGGAACUUCGUGAAGCCGUCUUGCAUGGAAGGUCGACUGAUAAAGUCUUACCUUCCCCUUCCGACAGCACCCCUCAAAGGUCUGUUACUCAAGACUCACAAUGGGACGAAGAGCGACGUGAGCGAGAUCCCUUGCCUGCUGAGGCUGAUGAUGUCAACGCAUUGUCCCUGCCGUUUGACCGACAGGCAUCGUAUCUCGGCAUUUCAUCCAUCAGAGCGGCGCUUGCAGCUAUGCUCCAGGUUCGGCCUCAGUUACGUGGCUUGCUAGCCUCUCGCCAGGCAGGCAUGAACAACAACAUCGCCAGGAAUGAUGAGGUUCGACCUUGCUAUCAUCCCUCCAGGUCCUUGUUGGAACACCCUUGCAUAAAAUGGAACAGCAAGGGACAAGCACUAGUUGACGCAUACUUCCAACGGAUUCAUAUCUUUACCCCAAUGCUCGAUGAAACCUCAUUUAGAAUGAAUUACCUUGGAAGCCAGCGUCAAGAUUCGCCUUGGCUUGCUCUCUUAAAUAUGGUCUUGGCCAUGGGAAGCAUUGUAUCUAGCAAGUCCAGUGAUCGGGAUCACUGCAAAUACUACACCGAGGCCAUGAGGCACCUCGACCUUAACGCUUUUGGCAGCAGUAGCAUCGAAACGCUACAGGCUCUUGCUCUUGCUGGAGGCUAUUAUCUUCACUACAUCAACCGGCCCAAUAGAGGCAAUGCUAUUCUCGGUGCUGCCUUUCGGAUGGCGAGUGCACUUGGCUUCCAUCGAGAGUCUUCACAAAAGGACGGAGACGGCAAUCAGUUUGAAGUAGUAGAAGUGAGGCGACGCACUUGGUGGUCUUUGGUCUGCCUGGACACUUGGACAACGACAACCCUCGGCCGUCCCUCUUUCGGUCGUUUCUCUCCUUCCAUUGACAUUCAACUCCCCAAGCUCGGGAUCGACGGUGGCGAAGAAAACUUUCAGCAAGAUAUGGGAAUGACAACACUUAUUGAGAACAUUCGCUUUUGCAGAAUUGCAACUGAGAUACAGGAUAGCCUAGCUGUAACUCCUGUUCUCAAUGCCACGGACCGCGAUCGUUUCGAUGAGGCACUGAUCAAUUGGCAUAGUCAACUACCCUCUAUCCUUUCAAAAGAGGGAGACUGUGAUGAACCGGUUCAUCUUGCUCGGUGCAUUAUGAGAUGGCGAUACUGGAACUUGCGCAUGCUUCUGUAUCGUCCAGCACUUUUGGAUGCGACAACUAACCAUCAAACGGACCAAGAGGUUGAUCAAGACGCUAUCGAGAAUUGCCAACAGCUUUCAAAGAUAGCCAUUGAAGAUAUAGCCAAGACGUGGCUGAACCAUCAGAUGUCAGGAUGGAACGCCGUAUGGUUUCUUUACCAGGCCGCCAUGAUACCCCUACUGAGCAUGCUGUGGAAGCCCCAGAGUGCUAGUGUUCCUGAGUGGCGUAACCAGGUCCACAAGGCUUUGGGGCUCUUUGAGGAGAUGCAGAAUUGGUCAUUGACCGCACGUUGUAGUAAGGGAGUUGUGAGCCAAAUCUUCGAAACAAGUUGCGAUUUAAUGCGCCAAGGAGAACAGUCUUGCCUUGAACAAGACAUGAACGACAGUAAGUGUUUUGAUCAGGGCGCAGAUUUAUGGGCAGAUGGAUUGGAGGUCGACGAUGUAUUGAAUAUGUUAUGUCAAGAUUGGUCAUGGGAUACAAAUUGUACCUGGACUGAAGAUGGGUUUGUCGAUACAUAA
Fusarium subglutinans is the source of this 2031-nucleotide messenger RNA. Its product is annotated as lactose regulatory. Gene Ontology annotation, biological process: DNA-templated transcription; positive regulation of transcription from RNA polymerase II promoter by galactose. The coding region runs from base 1 to 2031 and encodes 676 amino acids. The record is from RefSeq and is a predicted model, not a curated record. Lineage: Eukaryota; Fungi; Ascomycota; Sordariomycetes; Hypocreales; Nectriaceae. Gene Ontology annotation, molecular function: DNA-binding transcription factor activity, RNA polymerase II-specific; RNA polymerase II cis-regulatory region sequence-specific DNA binding; zinc ion binding. The transcript is spliced from 3 exons. Gene Ontology annotation, cellular component: nucleus.